GCGAGGUAGAGAGAGAGAGAGAGAGAGAGAGAGAGAGUCAUGGAACUGAGCUAGAAGACCAGAGCGACCUUCAACCUAAAGCUCCCUAGGGUACGAUCGUCUCUUUCGUAAUCACAUCGCAGUUGUAAGUUGUCUUCCUGCAAUUGCUGCUGCUUGUCUUUGAUUUUGCUGCUUACAAUCGGUAUUUUGAUCGGAGCAUGAUUGUCAUUAAGGCUCCAUUUCUCUUGAGGAAUUUGUGCUUGUUUUUCAUCUAGUAGCGUCGGAAUGAUGAAGUAUAAGAAAAACUGUUCGAAUUUUGAGUUUAUGAAUGAGGAGAACAUACGGGAGUUCGAUUGCAGAAGUGAUUCUGAACUUGUUAUCGUCGACUCGAAUAGGCUGAGAAAUUGAACUAGCUAUCGUCUUGUUGAGUUACUAAUUUCUCCGUAGUGAUUAUAAACCUACUGGAUUUCGUCUUCUUUUUUUCCUUUUUUAUUUCUCGAUCUCUAGCUUAUUUGCUGCAUGCUUUUCGGCAACCGGAGAAAGAUCUUUGUAGUGCCUCUGUUUUGGAUCUAUGGAAAUUGCAGCGAUUGAAGUAGGUUGAAGUUUGUAUAGAGUAAAUGGAAGCGAUAGCUGUAGUUUGUAACGAAUAUCUACUGUAUUUAACAUGUUAUUUUCUCGCCAUAAUUUAGUAUCUCUUAUUAUAUUAUCUUGAAGCCCCCGUAAUGUAUUGUAGAUGAGCUAUAUGAAUCUCUGAUAAGUUUUUGUCGGUAUUAAAUAAUCCUCCAUCUAGCAUGCUGGAGUUCUUUCAAUGAUUUAGGGAUGCUAGGAAUUCCAGGUUGCUCAGAACUGGGAAAUAUUGUAUCCUAAUCAAAGUUUAGGUGCUUCAAUCUUCCGAUGAGCUUAAUAAGUAAAACACUCGAUGUCUCCGAAGUCUUUCUUUAAAGCAGACUCGAUUAUGUUGAGAAUCCCCUGAUGCUGCGGUGUGGUAUAAGUAGGAGUGAAUUAUUUUGCUUUUGUGUUCUUUCUAAUUUUCGCCCUUUUACGGUGACAGGAUAAGUUUUGAACGAUGCCAUCAAAACCAGAAAAUGUAGACCAACAAAUAGUUGAUGGGUCGAAGUAUUUGGUACAAUCGACCAAAUACUCUGAGGCUUGGUGGCAUGGAGUUGGGAACAAUACCAUCGCAGGUGAAGAUGCUACCAAAACAGCUUCUGCAGAUUACCUGAACGAUACUGUUAGCAGUGGAGGAACGCAGUCACAAGCAAAUGGUAUAAGAUUCAUUGCUAUAAUUGUUAUUAAUUCUAUAUAUUUGACUAAGAAUACACAAUUUAAGCGAUAUAUUGAACCUGUUCUUGAUUUAGAUGAAAAUAUUGGGAAAGAAGUUCAGCAUCUCAAGUACAUUCCGUUUUCUACAUCCCCACCUGUGGGCGAACGCCUUGAUCUAAAUUCCCAGAUGGAACUUGUUGGCCACUCAAUUGUUUUGACAUCAUAUCCUUUUUCAGAUGCACAAUAUUGCCAAAUGCUGACUUCUAAUGGACCACAGUCAACGUUUCCUCAUAUUUAUGGACUUCACCAUGCUAGGAUGCCUUUACCCCUUGAAAUGGAAGAAGAACCCGUUUAUGUAAAUGCAAAGCAAUAUCAUGGUAUCCUGAGGAGAAGACAGUCGCGUGCCAAAGCUGAGCUUGAGAAGAAAGUGAUAAAAAGUAGAAAGCCAUAUCUUCAUGAAUCCAGACACCUCCAUGCUAUGAGACGAGCAAGAGGCAGUGGAGGACGUUUCCUCAAUACCAAAAAACCCAACAAUGUUAUUUCCAAUACAGAUAGGGAGGAAGGUAUCAAUUCUGGUACAAACCAUUCAACAAAACCUGUCAACGAGGCUGGAUCAAAAUACAUGGGGGCUGAUGAAAAUGGAAUCAAGGAUACGCUUAAUGAGGAGGACAAAGAGUUCAUGACUCAAAAUCUGCAGAUAACACGUGCUUUCUUCAACGGAAAAUUGAAUGGCCAUGGCAUAUCCACUUACACUUCACAACUUGCUGACGUCGAGGGAGGUCAUCUCGAUCAGCCACAUGAAAGCAUGCAGGUGAAUGGGGCUCCACAGAGGGCCAUCCCCAUCAAUUGAAGGUUUCUUGAUGGGCAAAUGGGGCUUCUUUUCCGACACUGUUUUAACCAUUUCAGUGCAGAAAACUUGAAGAUUCAGUGUAUGACUGUUGAUUCAUGUGAGGCUCUGUUGCUGGUUGGAAGUGGAUGGAUUAGCCCCCGUUCUGCUUGGAAGAAAACCGCUUUUGGUGGUGUUUCUCAGGCAAUUCAUUCUUGGCUUUAGUAGGUGUACUCUGAGGUGAGAUGGAAGAGGAUGAAGAAAUGAAGCACACAAAAAAAAUGUGGUACACCCGCUUCUAUUUCUCUCCUCUUCAAUUUACCUCUUCCAUUACGUAUGCAGUUCUAAUCCUGAACGUGUCUCAGAUAAACAAAAAAAUUUAGUGUGAAGACUCUUGUAACUUAAUUUAUGUGCAUCUGGGUGUUGUAUCUA
Molecule: messenger RNA, 2500 nt
Organism: Cucurbita pepo subsp. pepo (vegetable marrow)
Lineage: Eukaryota; Viridiplantae; Streptophyta; Magnoliopsida; Cucurbitales; Cucurbitaceae
Source: RefSeq, a predicted model, not a curated record